Messenger RNA from Monomorium pharaonis (pharaoh ant), 7238 nucleotides. RefSeq names its product lymphocyte antigen 6D. NCBI's taxonomy places the organism in Eukaryota, Metazoa, Arthropoda, Insecta, Hymenoptera, Formicidae. The transcript is spliced from 4 exons. The coding region runs from base 625 to 1011 and encodes 128 amino acids. The record is from RefSeq and is a predicted model, not a curated record.
GUAACGUAGGGAAAGUCAGUUCGACGUUGGCGCCGCAACAGACGUACCGGUGGUAGGACGCGCCUCCCUGUAAAAAGCCACCCUCCCGCCCCCGCCCUGCCUCGCCCAACGAAUUCGGGGGUACCACCCGCGAAAACGCUCUGUCGAUUAAUCGCGCGGGGGUUGCAUGUACGUGAGAGAGGGGGGCGGAAAACAAAGGCAAAGGAAAAGUAAGCGCGGAUGUGCCGCGCCGAUUAUUCGCGAGGGCAACAUUGUUGAGGAAAAACUUGAAAGAAAGAGACGAAGAAGAGAUAGAUAGAUAGAUCGUUCGCGUCCCAGAUCCGUGCCCAGUGCGGGGAUCGAGAUCGAUCCUCGGUGUUAAUCACGAGAGGGUGUGGACCACGUAUCCGCGGGAAUUACGCAGUGAUCGAGACGAGCGGGUAGCGCGGUGCACGCAGUGCCUUUUUCCUUUCGUUUUUCGCGCGGGUCACCGUCUUUCGGUCCCGCCCCUUCAACGGUUGGCACCGUCAUCAGUUCCACUCCCCGGUCCCGCGUGGACGCUGCAAGGCAACUGAGUGACUUCUCGUCUCCUCGCCGGACGUAAUUAUUCUCGACUCUCAUUCUCGCUGAGACUCCGGCCGCAGCAUGUUUUCGUCCCCGAGGGCUUUCCCGCCGAUUCUCGCCGUGGCGCUCGUCGUCUGCAUCGGUGUCGCGCACGGUAUUAGAUGUUACAAAUGUGGACAGUACAACGAGGGAGUUGGCAGCAUUACACCCUGCAUUAAUUACACCGCACACAUGCUGAUAGAAUGCCCACGCACGGACGAAUGGUGCAUCAAAUACGUCAGCGAAGGAUCGACGGUGCGGGACUGCGUGCCCCACUGCACGGAGAAAGAGGCCUGGAGCACGAGGACGUAUUGCUGCCAGCAGGAUGGCUGCAAUUCCGGCCCGUCGUUGACAGCGUCGAGCAGCACGUACCUCGUCCUAGCGAUCUCGCUGGCGGUCCUCAUGGUGUGCCGAAGCAUUCGUGGCUAAUAACGCGUCGUCCUGCAAAACGAGGGAUCCGCGCUGCCGCGGACGUCACACGGAACUGCAUCCUUCAUAAAAACUUCCAUCACAAAAAUUUGCACUGAAUGGGAAGGAAAGUGGGAGGGGGAAGGGAAACGUUGCACCUUGCAUCUCAGAUGUCUACGCCGAACGGUCGGGGCUCUCUACGUCGGACGGUUGUCGCUGAGACGUCGAUAGUCGUCCUUCAAUCCUUUUAUGAGAAAGCUGAAUGAAACUUCACGUUAACGUCACGAUAAAAUCGAACAUAUCCUCUUCUGACGAUCAACGUGCUUUUUGCUUUCUUUUUUAUGUCAGUACCGCGGAAUUUAACUAAAGGAAAGUUAAAACUCGCGAUAAUCAGCGAACGUUGCUGAUUUCGAAAGCACAAUGCCUGUUGAAAAAAAAUUCUAUUGGCCUUAUCAACUGCACAAUGGAUCACUGUGGAAAUUGACAUUGAUGUGCGUUAUUUCUGUUGCUCUUAUCGACUGACCGAUGCCAUCGAUUUAUUAAACUUGCUGAGACAACAUUUCUUAAAAAGAGUUGAUAACUCAAGUACUUCUACUGCUUCUAUAAUACAUUUAACUGUUUAAAUAACCAAUCUUAAAAAUUCUCCUUAUAAUACAUCUUUCGAACAUUUCGUUUUCUUUCAGUUCUUCCUUCUUUUAUCGGAGCUAUAAUACUGAAAGAUAAAUCCAACGUUGAGGGAAGUAAUUACACCGUUUUUCAGAAAUCCAGUUGGUCGAGUAAAUCUUCAUGGACGAUGGUUAAAAAAUUAUGAAACGUUUAUAAGUAAUAUGCAUGUUAAAUGUUGCGUCGCAAUUAUUCCUAAGCAUUUACGCUGAUUAAAUGUCGCAUCUAACCGAUUCCGUACCGUCGUCUUCCAUUUUCCGCGACGUAUCCACGUCGUCGUGCAAUCACGGCCGGCUCAAUUCAGCGAACGCUGAAUGCACUUGCUAAACUCGGCCGAGUUAAGUGACGCGGAGAAAUCGGCUCGUUAAAUCCAAUGCGUUAUCGCGCCAACUUCUCCCGUUGUUCGCUCUAUUAAAUUCGCACGUUUCCGCAUACUUUUUACAGACUGCCCUCGAUGAUAAAGUUCUCUCGAUCGAGUUUGAUUGAAACUUCGUUUGACGAAGUCUCGCUUCCGAAUUGAGAUCUCUUCUGCGCCAGAUGAGGCAAUGUGUUGCACAAAAUUAUUGUUAUCAAUGACGAAUUCGUUACAAAUUUUUCUUAUCUAAUUAGGACAACAGGAAGAUCGUGUGCAGAAUUUUUUAAAUAAUAUCUGGCCCAAUGUUCCGCAGACAUGUGCUCCGCACGCAACAAUGAAAUAAUCGGGGUAGUAGCGAUAUUUAACACUCGUGCAGCACGCGAUUCGAGGACAACAAAGAAUCGCCCGAAAAUAGUCGUCACUAUCAUCAUCGUAUCGCGCUUAUCCGCUUUUACGGUAGCUUUCGUGCUUUCCGGCUUUGUAAACGGAAAGCACGAAACUUCCCUCGCGGGACGCAUGAUCAGCUUUUUCCCCGUUGUACCAGACUGCAUUUUUUGCAGUCAGAAUAAUUCUCCCGUAGCUAACUAAUCGAUUUAUAAUUCAUAAAAUUUUGCUUGGAAAAACGGACUCUCAAACGAGAAAAUAAUGAUAUCACGUUGGAUCUAUCUUUAAGAUUUUCUCAGAAUCUUAAUUUAAAGAAAAUAUACGAGGAGAAAAGCACAAUUUGGAGCACAUUUUCUUUGCGGAAAAAAAUCUACCCUAUGAUGGAGAAAAACAAGUUCGAACAAAAGAAAGGGGAGAUACAAGGUAUCCUCAUAUAUGUGUCGUUCUUCGCGUCAUGAUUUUUUCUCCCUCGAGCUCGGGCUGGUCAGCUUCCUGAGCGACGACAUUCUCUCGGUCUUCGACGGCGGAUUGAAUUUAUUCAAAAAGUUUCAGCGCCCCAUUUUUCGUCGGGCAUUUUAUCGACGCUUCUUCUAUCCAUCCGCCGCCGUUGCUCCGGUCGCGUACAUGCGAGUUUAAUAACAUCGGGACGACCGGUGGCGGAUCAGGAGAAGCGACGACCGAAGAAGAGUGCAGGGGCUGAUAUAUCAAUAUUUCGUACGAACGUCACGCGAUGUGUUUGAGUUUUAUAAAUAUUUCGGCGUGUCAUGCGCUUGUCAUUAUAUAUCACCCUUUCCUAAGUCGCGCGCCACGCGAGAAUGCCGGAAUUGUUAUUAACUCAUUAAAGCGUAACUCUUUGAGUUAUUUUACAAGAAACUGUCGACGAAAAUAUAGUCGGUUCGGAAAAAGAUUUAUAAAAUUUUAAGUACGCCCGCGCUUCUAAACAGACAAAGAUAAAUCCUAUAGAAGAAAAGAUUGAUCAUAUUAUGUUAGAGUUUCUAAAAAGCGAAGUUCAUAAGUUGCUUGCUACAUGGUACAUUUUUUAAAUUAUCUUGAAUGUUUGAAGAGUGAAGCUAUAAAAAUGACGUAGCAAGAAGAAUCAGGACAACUAAGGUUGCCGGUACGCUUUAAUGAGUUAUUGAUGCCCGAAGGUGUCAAAAUGCCAAUAUCGUUCAGCAACAUUGCCCUUUCAUGGAAACCUUUUUAAAAUAGUUAAAUCCUCUCAUCCUUUUUGAUGCUGUGGCGGUGUUAUCGAUUGCAUUGUGAUCGUAUCAAUAUGAAGCCCAGCAUCUUCCAUUAUGAAGAAAAAUUCGCUACAGUAAUAAAAACAAUUUAAUCUUUCGCGAUCCUAUUUUUUUCGCCCUUUAUUCCUGCAAAGGUGAUUAUCGUUUGAAUAAUAAACUUUAUUAUCAUAUCAAUAUUAUUAAUAAAAAGUUCAAGCUCGUUUGCACCGAACAUUUUGCUAUUUCAUGCACAUAAGAGAUAUUUCUCAGAAGCACAAGUACGAGAUGGUAGUCUCUUGGAACAUAAAAAGUAAAUAAAUUAUUAGUAGCGAUAAAUCAAAAAUUGAAUGUAUUAUCUACAGAGAAAAUGCAUUAAGCUCUGCCAAUAAAACGAGCAUCUGUCAGAAGUUAAUUCCUUUACCUCGUACAGUUCUAAACGUUUGUAAUAUAUAUUGAAAGAGUUUAAUAGUUUCUUGCAUAUUUAACGAACAUCCAAUGUUUCUUUCCACAAGAGCAGUUCACAAUUAAGUUUCGUUCAUUGUCUUUACAACAAGAUCAAUGAGUAGAGAUGCAAAGAGAGAGGGUAUCGCACACACCGUUGAAGUAUCUCAAUCCGAAAAUUUCAAUCAAGUCAAUUCAAUUACGCAAAGCGGCCUGUUUCUUUGACGACUUGAGACGUCUUUAGCCUUUUACCGACUCGCGACGAAAGAGAGAGGAAGAGAGAAAGAGAGAGCACCGACAGUUCGACAGUUCCGCCCGAGUAGAAGAAAAUGACUCGUCGUGGCGACGUUCUCCGCGCGAAAAUCAGUAUCGAUACAUUGGACCAUAAUCGUUGUCAACGACAUCGACGUUACUAAAGACCGAACAUUUGGGAGAGCUGAUGCAGCAACGGAGCCGUGGCGGCAGCGACAACGUGAAACAAAAUGUUGCUUCUGUCGCUCGACGGACACUAGCCGUAAGACACACAAAGACAAAGAAGAGGGGAAAAAAAAGAAGAGGGUCGAAUAAACAAAUAACGUGGAUAAAACCUACAUACAGAUAACGUUUAACAGAGAAACAGUGAGGAUAACAAUAAUGAUGUUAUUACUACUAUUACUACUAUUAUUAUUAUUAUUAUUAUUACUACUAUUGCUACUAAUUACCAUUACUAUUGUGAACUACUGUGCAUCUCACACCGAGUAUACAUAUAGUAGUUACGAGAUCGAUUAGGCGAACGCGAGCAAGCGGAGUUGUCGAUUAUUAUGUAAUCGCUUUAAAGUAGCCUUAUAAAAAUUGUAAUUAAAGCGCGGAUAAUCUACGUCUACACCGGGUGGCGCGAAGGGACGCGAUUUUAUCCUCGUCGUAUCUUUGUUUUCAUAUCGGUCAAAGUUCAUCAUUUAAUUAAUUCAAUGUCAGAGAACCUUCACUUGUGAUUUCUGAUCCGUUUUUCUCUCGAUUCGCAGCCUCCCUCAAAAUUGGCGAUAUUUGAAAUGUCAUUUACGAGGAUCAAUCCUUCUGUUUCGGAAACGAAGAAGGGGACCUCGUACUGCUCCUCUUGCGUCACUCGGUGAUCACAUACAUCAACGUAAUGGAUCACGAGCAGGUAGACAAGAAAUUUUAAAAAAAUCCUAAAAAGUAGCGAGAUUCGUAUUAGCCGAUAAGCAGCGAGGGCGAUCACGAGUAGUGUAUAAUCUGUUGUCUGUUCACAGAAGGAAGGGUUUAGCGAUCGCAUUCCGGCAACACGAACGUCCGAGAGACGUUGUAUUUCAAAAAUUUAUAUAGACAGACAGAGACGGCCGCCAAUAUUCAUAAGAUGUAAUAAAAUAUCCAAGAUAUAAUUAACAAUCCGCAUAACAAGGCGAGUAGCGAGUAACGAAUAUUGUCAUUGUUCGUCGCGCAAACAAAUAUUAAAUAUUUUUAUUCGCGUAUACAUAAAACGAAUAAUGAAUAAUCCGAUUCCGCUAUUCGAACGACAGAGGACUACGUCUCUCAGCUCUCAUCCCUUAAGACGUCCUCCGGACGUUCGCGUUGCAGGAACGAACUAUCUGUUCUCGCAAUUUAGAGGCAGACGAUUUAUCUAAAGUUAGAUUAACUAUCAAGAGUCUUUAGGAUAACCGUUAAAGCUAAUCUAUUUCCCAUCUCGAACGUCGGCCGAUCUAAACGUCGAUUGUUAUUGUUGGAGGUGUACAUCAAGGUAACCGUAGGGCGGCAGCGGUACGAGAUUAAUCGUUGACAGAGCGUCGGCCCGCAUUGACUUAGUAUAAUUAGCGUAGGAUCUCGAUAGGAUCGCCCUUCUCGACGACGAUUAAUACUCCGAUCGCGGAAUCGCGUGAACCUCGUGCGAUUAGACGCCUCGGCGAGGAGGAUUAUGUCAGAUAACGCGUCGCUGGAUUACAUCGAGAGAGGGACUUCAAGUCGUUCAAAUUCAACUCAUUAGCCGCGCUGAUCGAAAAUCUAUUUAACGCCGAUACGUCUUGCUUAAGCCUCGUCUAUAUUUUUAUAAACUCUAAGGUAGCACCAGAUCGAUCACCAUCACCACACCCGCGGACCGCCUCUCAACUAUUAUUCUUAAAGCUAUAACGAAUUAAAUUCUCACUACGGCUUCAUUCAAAUAUUAUUUUGCAACGAGCGACACAUUAUUUCGCCGUAGCUGCAUUCAAAUUUAAUCUGUACACAGAAUAUUUAUACAGAUGAUUCUUUAAUUAAUGGUUAUAAUUAAUCGGAAUUUCGAGAUGAGAGCCCAUUUCACGCGAAAGAUAUUUUGAUAAAUGCCAGCAAUUACGGGAUUAACUGAAAUUGGCUGGUAAUUGCCAGAGCAUCUUUCUCUCUUUUUUUUUUUCGAAAGAGGAGCUCUCGUGUUUCGAACGUUUCGGACCUCAUCUCGCUCUAAAAUUCCGUAAGGAUAGAGAAACGUAUCACCAAAAAAAAAAGUUGCACAGACGCGCACUGACAGGACACACGGAACCUCUCAGACGUUCACACCGUAACGAUUUAUAGGUGAUUUCUUAGCGUUAAAUAUUAUACUGUCUCGCGAAGGAAACGCUCGAUAAUAACUUCAAUCGUUGCGAGUUCUAUCAGCUUCUGUCGGCAACAAGAUCGUGAGAAAAUAUCGCUGUCGGAUCACUCGGCCCUCAACCCGCAACCUUUCCACGAGCGAUAAUUACAUUUCGCAGUAAAUUACGUUCAUAUUGUCGAAUAUUUCCACCCGUUUAAAUCGAAAUCGAAUUGAUAAAAAAACUUCUCCUGCAAUCAUUACCUGUAUAAUUCAGUAUGAAUGGAACGGUUCCUAUUUCAAUUUGAUCAUCGGUAUCGAAAGAAGAACAAUCAUAAAAUAGACAUCCAAACGCGCAUUAUAUAAUAUAAAAUUACAAUUAAUGAUAAUUGUUAAGCCGAGUGAUUUGCGCGAUAAUUAUUAGAGUUAUAUAAAUAUAUAUACAUAUAUAUAUGUAUAUAUACAUUUAUAGAUGUAUAUAUGCACAUAUAUAUACAUUAUGUAAAACUACAUCACACAUAUUGCAUUACAUUAUAUAUAUAUAUAUAUUAUAUUACAUUAUAUUAUUUAGUUACGUAAGCAGAAUCAUAUGUAUGACGAGUUGUACAUUUAUAUUAGACACACACAGCAAUAAUAAAAACUAUACUCCGAAUAA